Phodopus roborovskii (desert hamster) is the source of this 3117-nucleotide messenger RNA. Its product is annotated as zinc finger protein 420. The transcript has a single exon. Gene Ontology annotation, molecular function: DNA-binding transcription factor activity, RNA polymerase II-specific; RNA polymerase II cis-regulatory region sequence-specific DNA binding. Lineage: Eukaryota; Metazoa; Chordata; Mammalia; Rodentia; Cricetidae. The record is from RefSeq and is a predicted model, not a curated record. The coding region runs from base 185 to 1921 and encodes 578 amino acids. Gene Ontology annotation, biological process: regulation of transcription by RNA polymerase II.
UGCCUUCUAGGUGUUUCAAUAAGGACUUAUCUUCAAAAGAGCACAUUAAGGAAUCAGAAUGACCUCAGUGGGAAAGGAGUGACAGGCUCAAGAACUGUGCACCCAAGACUAAUUUUAGAAGAUAUUUGGGAGUCAAAGACAGAUUAGAGAAGGAAGAAGAAAAUCAGAAUAUUACAGGCAAGAGAUGAUAACAUAUGACAAAAUGUCCAUUUUCAGCCCACAUACUUAUUUAUCUCAGCAUCCAAGAGGUCUUUCUAUAGAGAAACCAUAUAAAUGUGAGGAAUGUGGGAAAGCCUUCAGACGAGCCUCACACCUAACUCAGCAUCAGAGUGUUCAUUCUGGUGAGAAGCCCUAUGAAUGUAAGCAGUGCGGGAAAGCCUUUAGUCGGGAUUCUCAGCUAAGUGUUCACCAAAGACUUCACACCGGUGAGAAGCCCUAUGCGUGCAAGGAAUGUGGAAAGGCUUUUACUCAAAGCUCCCAGCUUAUUUUACACCAUAGGAUUCAUACUGGUGAGAAACCAUAUAAGUGUGAAGAAUGUGGGAAAACCUUCAUUCGAAGCUCACAACUCAGCCGACAUCAAAAAGUCCACACUGGUGAGAAACCUUUUGAAUGUAAAGAAUGUGGGAAGGCCUUCACCCAGAAUUCACAGCUUACUCUGCACCGGAGGCUCCAUACUGGAGAGAAGCUCUAUGCCUGUAAAGAGUGUGGGAGGGUCUUUACUCAGCUUUCACAGCUUCUUCUCCACAGAAGAAUUCACACCGGCGAGAAACCCUAUGCAUGUAAAGAAUGUGGGAAGGCUUUUAUUUGUGGCUCUCAGCUUUCACAGCAUCAGAAAAUUCAUAAUGGAGAAAAGCCGUAUGAAUGUAAGGAAUGUGGAAAGGCUUUUAUUCGAGGCUCACUACUUAUGCAACAUCAAAGAAUUCACACUGGUGAAAAACCCUACAAAUGUGAUGAAUGUGGAAAGGCUUUUAUCCGUGGUUCCCAACUCACUCAGCAUCAGAGGAUCCAUACUAAUGAAAAGCCUUAUGAAUGUAAAGAAUGUGGAAAGACCUUUAGUCACGGCUCACAACUUACUCAACACCAGAGAAUUCAUACUGGAGAGAAACCCUAUCAGUGUAAAGAGUGUGGGAAAGCCUUCAAUCGGGGAUCACUCCUUACCCGACAUCAGAGGGUUCACACUGGUGACAAACCCUUUGAAUGUAAAGAGUGUGGAAAACAUUUUAGUCGGGGCUCAGAACUUACUCAGCAUGAGAGAAUCCACACAGGUGAGAAACCCUAUGAGUGUAAGGAGUGUGGCAAAUCUUUUAUCCGUGGCUCACAGCUUACUCAACAUCAGAGAAUCCAUACUGGUGAAAAACCAUAUGAAUGUAAGGAGUGCAGAAUGGCCUUCACUCAGAGCUCACAUCUUUCUCAACAUCAGAGACUUCAUACUGGUGAGAAACCCUAUGUGUGUAGUGAAUGUGGCAAAGCUUUCGCUCGUGGAUUGCUACUUAUACAACAUCAGAGAAUUCAUACUGGUGAGAAACCAUAUCAGUGUAGGGAAUGUGGGAAGGCCUUCAUUCGUGGUUCACAGCUCACUCAACACCAGCGAACUCACACUGGAGAAAAACCAUAUGAAUGCAAGGAAUGUGGGAAGGCCUUUGGUCAUGGCUCUCAACUUACUCUCCAUCAGAGAGUCCAUACAGGUGAGAAGCCCUAUGAAUGUAAGGAAUGUAGAAAGGCCUUCACUCAGAGCUCACAUCUUUCUCGGCACCAACGAAUUCAUACUGGUGAGAAACCAUUUCAAUGUAAAGAAUGUGAGAAGGCCUUUACUCGUGGGUCACAACUAAUGCAACAUCAGAGAAUUCAUAGCAGUGACAACUCUUUUGACUGUAAAGAAUGUGGAAUAGACUUUAGUCAUCAUACACAAUUUUUUAUUUGAGUUAACUUAUUCUUUUUGAUUAGCAUAGCUAAUCCGAGAAUUCUUACAAAUGUAAAUAUAGGACUCAUGAAGUUCAGCAUUUGAAAAUUUAUAUGGGAGACUAAAAGUGCUGAUAUAAUCCAUAUAGGAAAGUCUUGUUUGUAACUGUACUGCAUUUUAUCAAAUUAAAAUAGAAAGUGAUUCUGUUACUGUGGUAUAGAAAGGACUUUAGCACAGAAAAAGUCUGUGUCAUCAUUAUUGUGGUCCUAUAAGUUCAAUUCCUUUGUGGCAUUUGUUAUAAGUAACCUUGCAAUUUUUUUCAUGUCAUGUUUAAUCAUGUGAAAGUACUUAGAUCAGUGCCUUGAACAGAGAAUAUCAUAAACAUUAUGUACUGUUUUCAUUAUUGUGAUUUUAAAGGGUUUGCAUGGAAGAAGGAACUUACCAAUGUAAUUAAUAGUAAGAAAUCUUUCAUUACUAUUUGUCCUAGACAAAUUAUGUGGGUGGAAGGCAUUAUACACUGUCAUCAACAUGAGAAGGCAUUCAUUUAAAUCUCAUAUUUAUUAUAAAAAGAAAUUUAUAGUACAAAGAAACCCUGUUGUAUUAGUGUGUUACUGAGUACCACUGUUACAGAAUGUAGGAGAGAUGUGAUUGAUUUGUCACAAAGUCCUCACACUUAUAUGUUUCACCAUCUUUGAUGUCAACUCAAGAAUAGUAUUUAUAAAUGAUGCGCUAAAUACUCAGGAUAAAUCUAGGAAAUGAAAGAACUUAGAUAUGUAGUUUGUUAACUGAAAGAAAAAAAGCUACACUUGCAGAUUACAUUUCACUUACAACGAAAAACUGAUGUGUUUGUAUCAGAAACUGAGGUUCUACCCAAUUUUCAUUUCCCUUUCAGUCACAAAACCCUGCACACACACACACACACACACACACACACACACACACACACACACACACACUAUUUCAGUCUCCAUGGCAGGUCAACAAGAUGAGAAUGGUACUUGUAUGGGUAGAAUAUUUAGGAAAUACUUCCUCUCUGUUUCUUUCCCCUUCUUAACACUGUGGGCAUCUGGGGUGGAGCCCAGAUAGGCUCAUGAGUAUUUUGGCAAUGGUAUCUGGGUGUUAUGGAUAAUUUUGUGAACAAUCAUCCCAACUCUGUUCUGUUUAUGUAAUGCUCAUACUUGAUGCUUUCCUAAUUCUCUGAACAAUAAAAUGUUCUC